This is a messenger RNA of Dentiscutata heterogama, 5007 nucleotides long. NCBI's taxonomy places the organism in Eukaryota, Fungi, Glomeromycota, Glomeromycetes, Diversisporales, Gigasporaceae. The record is from the annotation of a GenBank genome assembly.
AUGACCCCUCGACGAUCUUCAGAAUUGGACGUCACACCACCUUUACCGCUUCGUGCACCUACUCCACCAGGUCAUUCGCUCACUGGUUCAGGCCAUAAUAAAAGAAAAAAAUCCCGUGAAGAAAAACAAGACUCUUUUUUUUCUUUGUUUUUUGGGUCAAGCUCUCGACCUUCUUCACCAAGUCAUGAAUCUGGACCUCAGUCAAUGAAUAACUUACCAGUCAGAUCUAAAGGGAAAGCUGGUCAUCAACGUAAGCUUUCGGCUGGUAACUUAAAAGCCGCUCUAACAGUACCUGGCGAAGACGAACCAAGAAGAAAGUCUUUUGAUUACAUUCAGCCUGAUAUGAAUGCUCGAUAUUUCCCCCCUCCAGAAAUUGCCCCAUUUAUGUAUCAAAUUGAUCAGCAUGAUGAAAGUGAAAAAGGUUCAACUAUAACUUCAUAUACUAAUUCUGACUCAUAUUCCUCUAAACACCGACGAACAAAGAGCUCAGAUAGCGACUCCAUUAGUGUGAUAUCUUCUGUCAGUAACAUCACUCCUAGUAAUACACCUGUUAAAGAAGAAAAAGAAAAGAAAAAGACUUUAUUUAAUCUUUUCAGGAAAGGCUCCAAAGAUAAAGAGCCACCCACACCUGAAGGAUUAUCUCGUAAAAAUUCAAGUACGGAGUCACAUUCGAAUUUCCUUACACCUCACGACCAGAGAGACGAUCAUUUGUCAUCUAAGAAUGAUCACUAUCAUUGGGGCAUGAAGCUCAAAAAGGAACAUAAAUCAGGGAAAAAGCAGAAGGAAACUGCUGCACAUGACAUAAUAAACUGUAGUAACAUUAACUUUGAUGACCUGAAAGAUAUCAUAAAAACUGAAAAUCGACACUCAGGUGUACCUUCUUAUAAAUCAUUUGAUGACUUGUUACAAGAAAACCCAGCUAUAGAAAGGACCCAAUUUCCGCCGAAUAAAGCAGAAAUUUGGACGGCUCCUGAUUCAUGGGCAGUAAAUCAUGAAACUCCGGUAGAAAAGGAUGCUCGCGAUAGCCUUAAUGUUGAAGAUAAGGAUGAUUGGAAACGAUUAUUUUGCAUUCGUAUAUUUCGUCCUGAUGCCACUUUCGGUACAGUAAAUUGUGGAUUGAACACUACUACUUCUGAAUUAUUGCAAAUUCUUGGUAAAAAAUUUUUUAUUCAGGAUAUUUCAAAAUAUAAUUUAUAUGUGAUGAGGCACAACUUAGAACGUGUGUUAGGAUCUCAUGAACGACCAUUGCAAUUACAAAAGAAAUGGUUAGAACAAGCGGGGUAUACUGUAAAUGAUAAUUUGGAAGAUCUUGGCAGAGAGGAUAAUAGCUAUUUAGUUCGUUUUACCUUCCGUGAAACUACUGUACCAAGAUUUGAAGAAGAAGGAAACUUAUCUAAUUUCCAAAGAGUGGAUCUUCAAUCUCGCAAUUUACAAACAAUACCCAUAUUUCUUUAUCGGCAAGCUUUAAAUAUUCGAUCUUUAAAUGUUUCUCAAAAUUUAAUGCUCGAUCUUCCUAUGGAUUUUAUACAAUCUUGCGCACAAUUACGUGAGCUCAACCUUUCACAAAAUGACUUAGAACGUGUUCCACAAUCAAUUAAACAGUCAGAAAUGCUUUCUUUUCUUAAUCUAAAUUCGAACCGUUUGAAAGACCUAGAACCUGGAUCAUUGGAAAUGAUUGGUGAGCUAGCAAAUCUUCAAGUUGAAAACAAUUUGUUAGAAACAUUACCCAAGAAAUUUGCAGCGUUUACCAAAUUGAGUAUCGUGAAUGUUGCCAACAAUUCGUUCAAAGAAUUUCCUCAAGUUAUUUGCGAUAUUGUGACGCUUUCAGAACUGGAUUUGAGUUAUAAUGAAAUAACUUCCAUACCAGAAGAAAUCGGAAAACUUGUCAACCUUAAGAAGUUGUUCCUCAUUGGAAAUCAAAUAACGGAUAAAAAAUUACCUGAAAAUUUUCAGAAUUUAACUUCUUUGAAUGAAUUAGAUAUACGUCGAAACAAAAUAACGAAUCUCUGCACGAUAUCUUUAAUUCCUAACCUUGAAAUUCUUCUGACCGAAUUUAACAACAUAUCAACAGUAGACAUAUCUUCAAGAUCAUUACAAAAACUUAUUCUAUCCAAAAAUCAACUUACUCAAUUCUCGUUAAAGGAAACAGGUCCUUCAUUAAAAGAACUUUCAUUGGCAAAUGCUAAACUUGUUGCGUUACCAAAUGAACUGUUUGAACACCUUGAAUCUGUUCAAAAGCUUGACAUUAGUAAUAAUCAUGAAAUUAGUAGUUUAGACUCUUUAUAUGCAUUGGACAUUCAUUUCAACAAUCUUGUUUCUCUACCACAAGAAAUUUGGCUUUGCAAAAGCUUAGCUAUUUUAAAUGUUAGCUCAAAUUUAUUAGAGCAAUUCCCAGCGCCUCCAACCACUCCAACCAAUUUGCCAGCCGAGAAUUCUCUUAUUAGUUCACUUCGCGUCCUAUAUUUAGGAGAUAACUCUAUUACUGCUGAAAUAUUUCCCUAUAUUUCUUUAUUUUCGAAACUCGAAAUUUUGAAUAUCUCAUUCAAUAUGUUAGAUCAAAUUCCUCCAGGAAUUUCUAAUCCUCAUUUAACGGAAUUGUAUCUUUCCGGGAAUCAAUUGUCAUCGCUUCCAGAAGACAUAGACAAGUUAACUAAUUUAAGUGUUCUACAUGUAAACGGCAACAGAUUGACAACAUUGCCUGCAGAAUUGAGUAAAAUAAGAAAAUUGGUGGUUCUCGAUUAUCUUAAUCUCUCGGGUAACAAAAGAUUCGAGAUUAAACAUGUACAUCAAAAUGAAAUCAAUCCUCUCCGAGAUAGGAAUUUAGCGGACUUUAGAAUGCUUACUGCAUUGAGAGUUCUUGGUCUCAUGGACAUUACGCUUUUAAAUUUUUCGGUUCCUGAAGAAACAGAUAACCGUCGUGUGCGAACAUCAGUAUCAUUAGUAAAUUCUAUGCGAUAUGGUAUGGCAGAUACUCUAGGAAAGUCAGAUAAUCUUUCAACAUGGGAAGCUGUAACGCCAAAGUUUCGUGGACGUGAAGACGAGUGCAUUUUUGGGCUUUUUGAUGCUCGUGCUGGCUCCAGUCAAGGUGGUCGAGUUACUAAGUAUCUACACGAUUGGUUUUUAUUCCAUUUCAAAACUGAGCUAGAAAAAUUAAAAGAUGAUUCAGUAGAAUCUGCUUUACGACGAUCUUUUUUGAGUUUAAAUAAAGAACUCGGUUCAAAGGUCUUCAAUUCAAGUAUAGAAACAGACCUUUAUUCUAGAGAUACGGAAAGUGGGUAUCAUCACUCUUCCCUAGGUAUUGAUGACAAUAAGUCUGGUGCCUCCGGAUUAGUUGCUUAUAUUUCUGGAACAAAAUUAUAUAUUGCGAAUGUUGGUGAUACUGUAGCAGUUAUCAGUCGUGGAAAGGAAGCAUAUCCGGUUGCGCAAUGUUCAGAAGUUUUUAGCGAAAUUGAAAGGAUAAAGAAAGCUGGAGGAUAUAUUUCGCACGAUUGCCUUGUCAAUGGAGAACUGGAUGUAUCUCGAUCAUUUGGUCAUUUUCAUUUAACGCCAAUUAUCAAUGCUAAUCCUGUAACGGAGGUAGUUCAACUCUCUGAACAGGAUGAACUUUUAAUUCUUGCUACUCGAGAAUUAUGGAAUUAUAUAAGUUACCAACUUGCAGUAGAUAUAGCCAGGACAGAGAAAAAUAAUCUCAUGUUAGCUGCUCAAAAGCUGCGAGAUUUCGCUAUUUCUUAUGGGGUUGGAGAUUUGUUUGACCGUCGUUACUCCGUGAUAAAAGAAAGAAAAGGUGAAGGUUCAAUAAAAUAUUUGGGUAACAGAAGAAGAAGAGAUGAAAUACCAAGUGAUAAUAUUAUGGCACGGUUAGAAGCAGAAAUUUCACCGCCAACAGGACAAGUAGCACUGGUUUUUACUGAUAUAAAGAACUCUACAUUUCUUUGGGAAACAAUACCAAACGCAAUGCGUUCUGCAAUUAAAUCUCAUAAUGAUGUCAUGCGCCGCCUUCUACGCAAUAUUGGCGGUUAUGAAGUAAAGACUGAAGGAGAUGCUUUCAUGGUAUCUUUUCCAACAGUAGCGUCAGCUCUUUUAUGGUGUCUCACCGUGCAAAUUGAACUUUUAAAAGUUGACUGGCCACAAGAAAUCAUUGAAUCAGAAGAUGGGAAAGAGGUUUUUGGUGGGCAUGACAAUGAAUUGAUAUAUAAAGGUUUAUCCGUUCGAAUGGGUAUACAUUGUGGUAGUCCAGAUUUUGAAACGGAUAUAGUAACGAAACGAAUGGACUAUUUCGGACCUGUGGUUAACAGAGCUGCAAGAAUCUGUAGUGCGGCGGAUGGUGGGCAAAUUUGUGUGAGUUCUGAAGUAGAAUCACAAAUUGGCAUUUAUAGGUAUGUAGGUGGACAAGAUUCAGAUAGGAAAGGUAGCAUUGGGGGAGAUGAAGAAGUUCAGGAGUCAUCUAAUGAUAUGUUGGAUAAGAACGUGAUUGCUUUGAAGAAAAUGGGAUUUGUUAUAAAGCCACUUGGUGAAAAAAAGCUUAAAGGAUUAGAAAAUGCCGAAAUACUGUCAUUAGUUUAUCCGGUAAAGCUUAAAGGUAGAAUGGAUGAAGAUCAAAAAAUGAAAGUCAGGAAUUCCAUAAAAGUUCCAGAAAAAUAUGAACAUAUUGCAACCACACAAUUAGUUGAUCCAUCAUGUGUACGCACUCUCGGAUAUCUUUGUCUUCGUCUUGAACGUGUGGUAUCCGGAAAUGUAAGCCAUCGUACUUCUCGAAGUUCAAAAAUAGAUCAUAUGGCAGGAUUGUUAACGUUCCAUGUCAAGGAUAAUGCGGAUGAUGAAGAGUUAAUGAAAAUAAUGGAGAGCCUGAUUACAAGGAUUGAGAAUGCGAUAUCAACUUUAUAUCUUAAUAAAGUUGGAAAAUAUGCUCGUGUUCUCGAAGAACUCGGGGAUGCACUUGCACUUGAUCCAGACCAUAUUGUUCGUGCUUUACAGAUGUAUGCACAAGUGACAAAGAUGUCAAAAUAA